ACAGUCAUUUAGAAAUACAUUACAAAAACACAGUGAAAAUAAAGUAGCAUUUUGAGGGUUAAGGUCUGUUACCAUGGUAAAUUUGCGCGCAACGAGCACAGUAGCCUAUGACUGACAGGACUGGAAAGUUCGUUUUUUUUUAGGUGAGGGAAUUUUUAUUUUAUAACAAGUUAUAAAAACGUUAGAAUAAUGACACCGAUAUAAAACUUGACAACAUCUCAUUUGACCGUAAAUACUGAAUGAGGAAAAAGCGUUUUUGAUAGUCAACCGCUUUCACGCACGUCUGUCAAAAUAAAAGUCUAGCGUCAGAAAAAAACAGAAUUACGUUUGUUGUUUCUUUGAAUGCACACUCCGCAAUCCACUCAAAACGUUUUUGCGACCCACCAGUUGAAAACACUGCUUUAAUUUAUGUUUUUUGAUGACUUAAGGUUAACUAAAGAGCAUGAGACGUCAUCCUGCUGGUCAGUAACGUUAUUUGGCAAUGGCAUAGCCUAUUUCAUUCUGUAACAAACAUAUUUGUAUUAUGCUAUUGUUUUUGUUGGUGUUAAUCAUUUCUUUCAGAUAUUAACGAUGAUCACUGCGUUUGUCUUACCAAUGGUGGUAUCUUCCUGUCAGCAAUUAAGUUACAGUUUGUCUGUAAGCUUUUUUUUAUUAAUGUACAAUGUUGCCAGAUAUUGCUAUGAAAAUCAAGCAAUUUCAAAAAGAAAGAAAAAGAUAUCCGAAAUAAGUUCAAAGCUUGUGUUUUGUGAAUGAGAUUAAUAUAUCACUAACACUAACGUUCAACUUUACACUUUAUAAACGUCCCAAGACUCCCAAAGUGUCACAAUAAAUUGGAAAAACGAGUAAAAACACGUAUAAUAGGUGCAUCUGGCAACAAAUGGAGGCAUACCCGCGCUCUCACUCAACGCGCUCUCAAGCCGCGUUCACUGCGCUAGCUUCUCGCAGCAACAUGAUGAAUUGCAAACACUCAUAUGAUAUGGGGUGGUUUAAAUGGCAAAAUAAUCAUUCAGAGAGCUUGACAUUUUAUUUUUGAAUAUAAAAAAAUGACCGAGGUCCGGACCUCGGUGACCUCAUAGCUGGCUACGGCCGUGGGGCCAAUUUGAUUUUUUGUCAUGGGGCCCAAACUUCCUGGCGGCGCCCCUGUGCUGAUCAGUCUGCUUAUUAGUUCAUUCAUUUCUAAUUUGAUCAAAACAUAAAUUUAAAAAUGUUUAUGUCAUCUUUUCUGCUUCUAUCGGUUCUGUGAUUAGGCGUUCACAAGGACUUCAGGGUUGGUAAAGUGUGGAGCCUGCAGCAGUGCGGGCUUCGCCGAAGACCGCAUCAAGGGUGCAAAGGGGGCGCUGAUGAGCACACUUCAUAGCGUACAAAUGACAGAUGGGACACAAUCCGGAAUCGUGCACUAAGCGUGAACGCGCAAUUUAAGGCCACGAGACCGCAAGUCCAUGUGUCACGUUUUUUUUAUCUUAGCAGGCAUUUGUAGUAAAUAUGUUUACAAGUGUUUACUGAUUUUUAAACGUUUUAAAAGGCAAUGAGGAUCAGUCCAUUUAAACCUCCUGUCGUGAAGUCGAACGCACCCGGCGUUGAGAAUCCUUCGUAUACAGGCUCGUGUAUAAACAGGCCUUUAGAAGGGUGCAUACGGAGUGUCCUACAUGCUUUUAUGAAAAGAGAAAGCCACGAUAACGUUGCAGAAUUCAAAUGAGACCUCCGAAUGCGUCGCCUUCCGAAACGAGACUCAGUCAUAGGUAGAUUAGAUAAUUAGGUUGUGGGUUAGGGUACAAGUUUCAUAAGACUAGACACAGCAAGAACGUAUCCAAGUUUAAAAAGCCACGCCCAUGAAUCUGACUCGGAGCUUUGUUUUUCUUCAAUGGUGUGCAUCUUUCCUGAAAUACACCAUUCCUGAAUUACACCAAGCUUGAGACUUGGAUUCACCUUCUACUGUUGCAAACAUGACAUCAGAGAUUAUAUCACAGCUGAUGGGAGCGUGGAUGGAUGUGCAGGGAAUCCUGAUAUUCCUCUGUGUUCUGCUGUUGCUGAAGAACAUGUUUGAUUUUCGAUUCAGCAACAUGCCCCCUGGUCCCUUCCCUCUGCCCUUCAUUGGAAACCUGAUGAGCAUCGGUUUUAAUGACCCAAUGGAGAUCUUUCCAAAGAUUGCCGAGCGAUAUGGAGGCGUGAGCACGCUGUACCUUGGAAGAAGACCCUGUAUACUGCUCACUGGAUAUGAGGCUUUCAAAGAGGCCUUUGUGGAACAGGCAGACGUGUUCAUGGAACGGCCGUUCUUCCCUGUAAAUGACAGAAUCUGUAACGGGAAAGGUCUGAUCUUCUCUGGUGGCCACAUGUGGCACCAGCAAAGGCGCUUCGCGGUGGCGACGCUGAAAUAUUUUGGUGUGGGAAAGAAAACCCUGGAAAACUCAAUUCUGCAAGAGUGUCAGUUUGUUUGUGAGGCUCUGCGGGUUGAACGAGGUCUGCCGUUCAACCCUCAUGACCUGUUGAACUGUGCAGUGGGGAAUAUAAUAUGCAGUUUGGUUUUUGGCUACAAGUUUGAAUACGACGACCAACGUUUUUAUCAGCUGUUGAAGUACUCGGAUGACACCUUUAAACUGCCUAUCAAUAGAUUUGGUCGGCUGUAUAACGAGUUUCCAACCCUGAUGUCCUUUCUGCCGGGGCAACAUCAGACGACGUUUGCCAACCUUUCCAAGCUUAAGGUCUUUUUUCAGGAGGAAAUUCAAAAACACAGAGAAGACCGAAACCCAUCCAGUCCCAGAGAUUACAUUGACUGUUAUUUGGAUGAAAUUGAGAAGUCUAAGGACAGCGAAGCGGAGUUCACAGAAGAAAAUCUGAUCCACUGUUUGCUGGAUCUGUUUGGAGCGGGAACAGAAAGCACCGCUAAAUCACUCAGCUGGGGUUUGCUCUAUAUGGCCAAGUACCCAGAAGUGCAAGAGAAAGUUCAGGCAGAGAUCGAUCAUGUGAUCGGACAGACGCGUCAACCGCUGAUGGAGGAUCGGACGUACCUGCCGUACACUUACGCUGUGAUUCAUGAGGUUCAAAGGUUUGCAAACGUUCUUGCCUUCAUUCCGCCGAGAGUCGCCUGCAGAGACACAACAGUGGCCGGAUAUCUCAUUCCCAAGGGUGUGAUGGUUCUUCCAAUGCUGAAGCCUAUCCUAGAGGACAAGAAAGAGUACAGCGCUCCACACGAGUUCAACCCAACGCACUUCCUAGAUGAAAAUGGCAAAUUUCAGAAGAGAGAAAGAUUUAUUCCCUUCUCAAUAGGUAAGAGGAUGUGCUCAGGUGAGCAGCUGGCUCGUAUGGAGCUCUUUCUCCUCUUCGUCUCUUUGAUGCAGAAUUUUACCUUCCUGCCACCUGAGGGAGAAACUCUGAGUCUGAAAAGGACGGUGGCCAUCGCAUCUGCUCCUGAACCCUUCCGUAUACGUGCCAUACCUAGAUAAUGAACCUUAUUUAAAGUGAUAGUAAACCCAAAAAUUAAAAUUCUUCUGCAGAACACAAAAGAAGAUGUUUUGAAGAAUGUUGGUAACCAGCACACAUUCACAUGCAUUGGUUUUGUUUCCCUACAGUAGAACUCAAUGGUUGCUGGCGCUGUUCUGUUACCAACUUUCUUCAACAUAUCAAUUUUGUGUUCUUUGGAAAAGAGAAAGUCAAACAGGUUUGAAAGGACUAGAGGGUGACAGAAUGAUGACAGCCUUUUUAUUUUUGGGUGAACUAUCCCUUUAAAAUAGAAUAAAUGACUUAACACAAUAGAUCCUUUUCAAGCAGUUUGUUUGACAAGGGGUCUGCCAAUCAUAACGCCGAUAUUAUGUUCCCAGUGACUGACUGCUAUUUUGUCCAACAAACAAACCAGUCCAACAAACCAUGCGUAGUAGAGCUUUGGGGCCAGUUGCACCAGCUGGUAGUACAACCAGCCGUAAAACUAGUCUGGACUUUAGUCCUGCGUAGAAUUUACACCGAUUGCACCACAAAGGCAUAGUUUACAUCAGAUACUAAACCUUACGUCUAGUCAGAGGAAGCCGCUGCCGCGAACCGACCGUCAUGGACCAGAAUGCAUUUGCAAGUGGAAUUCUGCUUUUACCUCUUUGGUGAUCUGACGUUUUUUGUCGUGGCGGUUUUUAAGAUGGUCUUUCUUUUUGUUUGUCCUUAGGAAGUGCCACUUGCACACAGUUAACAAGUGGAAAGUUAGGUUCCAGCUGUUCACCUGCCACCUGCCAUGUGUCUGCACAGUGUAUGUGAUGACGUAAGGUGUCUGUGUGAACAGGGUCUGCAGUGGGAUUCAAAAUACGUUGACUGAGAAUGUACACACUAUCUAUCAUUGCGGUUCUCCAAUAUAAUGAUUGGGCAACAUUAUUUUGGUCCUACAUCUUUCGCACACCAUAUAUAAAUAUAAAAAUGUCCUCGGGGAUGCGCAUUGUCUAAAAUUAGCGUAGCUGAUCCUGGUCGUAGUUUUAGAUGGCGCAACAUGUUUAAAUAUUUAUCACACGUCUGGUCGUAGUUAAGUCAGACAUUGGACUAACCAACUUUUUAUGUCGAGCUGGUGCCAUCAGCCCCAGUUGAUUAAUAUAUAUAUAUUUUUUUUUUUCUGUGCUAAUAUUUUAUCGUUUAGAAUUGUGUGGAAAAAACACUGAAAAUAAAACUCAAACUUAUUGUAAUUGCAAUGUAUGUUGGAAUCUGGUUGGCUGAAUCCUGGGGAUCACGUUAGACACCUCAGCCAAUAAUAAAACAGCCUCUAGACUACUUUCCUGCUUUCCGUAGAAGGUUGCAGACUUUCCAUUUUUCUCAGUUUCUUUGGAAAUGUGGAUAUGACGCCAUUGACAGACGUGUCAAUACGUCCAAAAAAUUUACUUGUCAUUUGUUAAAAUGCUGAUUUUCUCACAAUUUACAAAUAGUUGGAAACAUUUGGGAUAUUGUAAGUACUCAACUGAACAAAAUAUAUAACAUCGGCCUAGUGGUUUUUGGAUAUUUUACUGCAAAAAUGUUACAUAUUGUACCUUUAAACUAAAUGCUUGAAUUGUUUGAAUCAGUUUUCUGCAUUAUCAUUACUUAAAUCUUGAAAAUAAUAAUGCAUGUCAAAUAGGGAAAGAAUUUGGUAACUGUAACUAAGAAACACAUUUUAGUGAAUGUAUGUGACUUAAGCAAUUGUUUCCCAACAUUUACCACACCGCAAAGAGAAAAAAGAGAGAGAAUCUACACAAUUUAUACUUUGCAAAAUCUUUAUUUGCUUUUUUUGUACACUGCCUAAUUUUUCCAACAACAUUAAAAGAUCAAGCUUU
Triplophysa dalaica is the source of this 5273-nucleotide messenger RNA. Its product is annotated as cytochrome P450 2J4-like. Gene Ontology annotation, cellular component: cytoplasm; intracellular membrane-bounded organelle. The record is from RefSeq and is a predicted model, not a curated record. The coding region runs from base 1944 to 3440 and encodes 498 amino acids. Gene Ontology annotation, molecular function: iron ion binding; heme binding; oxidoreductase activity, acting on paired donors, with incorporation or reduction of molecular oxygen, reduced flavin or flavoprotein as one donor, and incorporation of one atom of oxygen. Lineage: Eukaryota; Metazoa; Chordata; Actinopteri; Cypriniformes; Nemacheilidae. Gene Ontology annotation, biological process: xenobiotic metabolic process. The transcript has 11 exons.